Molecule: messenger RNA, 1182 nt
Organism: Talaromyces amestolkiae
Lineage: Eukaryota; Fungi; Ascomycota; Eurotiomycetes; Eurotiales; Trichocomaceae
Exons: 6
Coding region: 1-1182 (393 amino acids)
Source: RefSeq, a predicted model, not a curated record
AUGAAUGCGCCGGAGCCGCUCACGUGUCUUAUUUGCGCGAAAGGGUUCAAUAACAAAAGCGAGCAUGCCAGGCUUGUACUAAAGCCAAAGCACGUUGCGAUGCUUCUCUUCCACAUUGUUCGCGGUGUUUGGCGCAUAUCGAAGUCGCGAACAAGCCACGCGAUAUCUCAGGGAGCGUUGGAUUAUCCCGUUGAUACUCUUAGAAAUCACCAAGUCACUAACUUGGAUAUUGUUGAAACCCGAGCCUAUCAUGAUUAUGACCCUUACUCGGUCACUACCAAUGUCGCCAACUUCGACAGCGUGAAAAAUGACGCAGAAGAGUUCCAGCUCACAGGUGGCGAAGCCUGGGAGUUUUCUGAUGAGACCGAAUCGGUCACACAAGAUUCCCUAACAACACUGUUUCCACGGCCGUUGAGACUUUUUAUCCCACAAUGUUUUGCUGGUAGCAAAUCUCCCCUUACCCAGCGUUAUCUCCUGUGUACGCUCCGUUCGUAUCCUGUCAUGAUGCUUCGCGGCCAGAAUCCCCCGUUCAUCCACCCACGUACCAUCUUCGACGAACCUGAAGAUUUCGGACCUAGGCGAAAAAUGAAGGCAGGGCCGCUGGCAGUUUGCAAUGAGCUUUUGCAAAUGUUCACGAUGAAGAAUCGGGAUAAUGUUGUCCAAAUUUGGCGAGCUAUCAGAAUGGAGCAAGAGAGAUUAUUGUCAGAGUGCCGCGGCUAUGACUACCACCAUACCCUUGCUGCUCUUCAGGCCAUAUCCAUAUACUUUAUUCUCCGUAUCUUUGAGAAAAACGAAGAGGCAACCGACUUUGAUGUUCCGCUGGUGCAGACUAUGCUGGAGCUUGCGGUUCAUUUAGCCCGACUGGAGAAAAAUCGUUCUCGGCUUAAUCUUUCAGACUGGGAGGACUGGAUUUUGACGGAAUCGACAAUUCGCGGAGAGUCUCUACGCAACAGUCGAUUACCAAGCGGGCGAAAUAUAUGGCAAGCAAACUCGAAAGCGGCAUGGCUACGAGAAUAUGAUAUGCAAGAUCGCAGGCUCAUGCCUCACAGUUCAAAGUCAAAAUUGACCUAUGCAGAUCUUUUGGAUUAUAAUCUCAAAAAUGACGGGGGUCUGGACUAUUGGCUAUCAGAGAUUGAUGACUUUGGGAACUUUGUCAUGUCUGCAGCCACUUUACAGGAUUGA